Molecule: messenger RNA, 968 nt
Organism: Somion occarium
Lineage: Eukaryota; Fungi; Basidiomycota; Agaricomycetes; Polyporales; Cerrenaceae
Source: the annotation of a GenBank genome assembly
GGCGCUAGGUUGGCGCUAGGUAUGAGCCUAUGAGGGCACACCGUUUGAAGUAAACGUCCAGGCUGCCGUAUAUCAUACCACCACUCAUGCAGCCGUCUCUAUUGCUACGAACACUACGGGCGGGCGCAUCUCGUCGCCUGCCCUCAACGGGGCGCCGCUAUGCAUCAGGAGGACAUGGACAUGGACAUGGACCGCAAUACAAUGAGCCUACUGGUUGGAUCUUCGGCGAGAAGCCCCCGCCGCCCGGUCAGAAACGCAAGAAGCAGGGUUGGGAGAACCUUUGGUAUGUUGGGAUGUAUGGAGGAAUGGUUCUAGCUGGGGUGCUACUAUACUACAAGCCUGAUACAACAAUUCAGACAUGGGCACUACAAGAAGCUAAGGCCCGUAUGGAGGCUAGAGGCGAGAAGACCGACUAUCCUUGAUGUAUCGCACCAUACUGUCUAGAAUUCUAUAGAGGUUCGCUCGUUGCGCCAGACCUUUCGAUCGACUACAAACAAGAUGCCAUAUUAUUUUGCAAAUAUUGUUACGGUGCUAGAUCUAUCCGCGUGGCCAUCUACUCUAAGUCUGAGGACCCUACUCCGCCAGCCUUCCUAUACGGCAGAUUGCAGUCACCUUAUGACUCGCAGUGCUUCUUGUAGUCCUCUUCGGUCAGGAGAGAUUCAAUCUGCAAUAACAUUUAGCGCAGGUCCAAGCAAAGUGGAUGUCAGAAACGUACCUCAGAAGGGUCAGUAAGUUUGAUCUUGCACAACCAGCCUAAGAUUCCGUCAUUAGUACCUGGCAUGAAGGCUGCUAAUGGAGAGCUCGUUACCAUCGCCUUCCGGUGACUUGUUCAGCAGACCGGGCUGUCCAUUCAGCUCUCCGUUCACCUCCUCCACUGAUCCUGAAAUGGGAGCGUACUACACAUAGGCUUUGUGUCAAUAUAUUCUUUGCUUCGACAAGGGAGCACUCAACUAUAUCUGAUGCCGCCU